Molecule: messenger RNA, 960 nt
Organism: Penicillium cataractarum
Lineage: Eukaryota; Fungi; Ascomycota; Eurotiomycetes; Eurotiales; Aspergillaceae
Exons: 4
Coding region: 1-960 (319 amino acids)
Source: RefSeq, a predicted model, not a curated record
AUGGCGACAGAUCAAUGGUCCUCAGGCGACAAUUUCCCAGAAGUACCUGACGAGUUUGUCGAUCAAAUAUGGUCGGGUCUUUUUGUCAAACCCGCUACUCGGCUCCCAGCUGAUGUGGAUGCUAAGAGAUUGGAGCUGGAAUCACAAAACAAGGAAGAGGCUGAAAAGAGUCAAUACGAAGCUGAAAAAGCCAAGGCAAGAUUCACCGAAAUACUACAGUUCUGGGAUGCGGAGCAUGACAGAGAAAAGGGCAGUACAAAAGGGAAACGCAGUAAAGAACCGAUCGUCGUCAAAGUUCGGGCCAAUAUCUCCCAGAUGCACAACUGGGAAGAUGUAUUUUCCUCGCUGCAGGAAGCAGAAGAUCACUAUAGCAACUCCAGCAAGUUUCGGAAAUUCUUCCGACGAGGCGCAAGCAAGUCCGAGGCAGCGGAGCCAUUCGUUGGACUGAUUCCAGAUAGCAUGUAUACCUCUGUCAUCUGUGCAGGGAUAAAAUUGAUCUUAGGGGCGUGCUCCGCUGCAAACAAAUCGCGACAAGACAUAAUAGCCCUUGUUGAGUCGCUUCCAGAAAAAGUUCACAGUGCCACCCAAUACGCAGAGCUCUAUAGCUCAGAAGCAAUUCUACAGACGGCCACCUGUCAACUUUACGUGAAAAUUUUGACGGCUAUGGAAAAUAUAAUUGCAUUUUGGACAAAGGACCGAUCAUUCGAGUUUCUCAAACCGCUCUUCCUCCAAAGUACCUAUACGCCUCUCCAGGUUGAGCUUGAUGAUGUGAGGAAGGCAUCAGAAAACGUGGAGCGCACAAUUCAAUUAUGCAAUCAAAGAAGAUUAGCGCAAGUGGCAAAUGGGGUCAAAAGUUCACAGGCCACCAUGCACGAAAUAAAAACGGCGCUGAAACAGCUCUUCGCUCAGCAAUAUAUGAACACAAAAUGUCUGCCUCGGUCCAUGCCCGGAAUUCUCUGA